UCUUGAGAUAGUAGAACUGAAGAGAUUUGAGGUGAGAAAAAUGCGCGGGCUAGUAAAUAGAUUGCUGAUUUCCUACGGAAGGGGAAGAGGGUGCAGAAAUAAUCAGCAUUUGUUACUAUUGAGGAAAGGAAGUUCAUAUUCAACGGAUAACAGUUUCAGUGAAGAAGAUGGACAGCAGAGUUCAAAGGUCAAGAUUUUCGAUCGGGACCUCAAACGCAAACAGCGUGAUAGAGCAGCAUGGUUGAUGCGCCCUAAAGACUCCUUUGUUGAUGCAGUAGCUGAGAAUCUUGUGGAUCGUUUAGAGGAUUGCAAAAAAAGCUUUCCUACUGCUUUAUGCUUAGGUGGUUCCUUGGAAGCUGUAAGACGUUUAAUAGGUGGACGUGGAGCAAUUGAGAAGUUAAUUAUGAUGGACACGUCGCAUGAUAUGCUGAAAUUGUGUAAAGAUUCAAUGGAGAAGGAUAUAUCUAGCAAGAACAUUGAGACAUCAUUUGUACUGGGUGAUGAAGAAUUUAUGCCUAUGAAAGAAAACUCCCUAGAUUUGGUAAUCAGCAGUUUGGCACUCCAUUGGACCAAUGAUCUUCCAGGGGCUAUGAUACAGAGUAGAUUGGCAUUGAAGCCUGAUGGUCUAUUUUUGGCUGCAAUUCUUGGUGGAGAAACACUAAAGGAACUGAGAAUAUCAUGCACGAUUGCACAAAUGGAACGUGAAGGAGGCAUUAGUCCAAGAUUAUCUCCCUUGGCACAAGUACGAGAUGCAGGAAAUCUUUUGACUCGAGCUGGUUUCACUCUCCCUGGAGUUGAUGUUGAUGAAUAUGUUGUCAAAUACAGCAGUGCUCUGGAGCUGAUAGAACAUCUACGCGCAAUGGGUGAGACCAACGCUCUUUUCCAAAGGAAGAAGACUCUGAAUAGAGAAACAGCCCUAGCUACUGCAGCCAUUUAUGAAUCUAUGUUUGGUUCAGAUGAUGGCACCAUCCCUGCCACAUUCCAGGUAAUAUACAUGACAGGAUGGAAGGAUCAUCAUUCUCAACAAAAGGCAAAGAGAAGGGGAUCAGCAACUGUAUCAUUUCAAGACAUACAAAAACAGUUUGGUGAAUAAGGCUAUACCUAAUAGCAACGCCAGAAGUAGAAGAAGUUUGUGAAUCCACCCACAUAUUCUUCAUUUAUUUAUUUAUUAUAUAGAAAAUAAGCAAAACCUUGUAGAGUUUGAUUAAAGAACAUAAAUUGUAAACUCAAGCUGAACACUAAAUUUACUUUUUGUUUGUCUCUCA
Impatiens glandulifera is the source of this 1265-nucleotide messenger RNA. Its product is annotated as putative methyltransferase At1g22800, mitochondrial. Gene Ontology annotation, cellular component: mitochondrion. Gene Ontology annotation, molecular function: S-adenosylmethionine-dependent methyltransferase activity. Bases 41 to 1093 code for a protein of 350 amino acids. NCBI's taxonomy places the organism in Eukaryota, Viridiplantae, Streptophyta, Magnoliopsida, Ericales, Balsaminaceae. The record is from RefSeq and is a predicted model, not a curated record. The transcript is spliced from 11 exons. Gene Ontology annotation, biological process: mitochondrial respiratory chain complex I assembly.